Coregonus clupeaformis (lake whitefish) is the source of this 6337-nucleotide messenger RNA. RefSeq names its product LLGL scribble cell polarity complex component 2 (gene llgl2). The transcript is spliced from 29 exons. The record is from RefSeq and is a predicted model, not a curated record. NCBI's taxonomy places the organism in Eukaryota, Metazoa, Chordata, Actinopteri, Salmoniformes, Salmonidae. Gene Ontology annotation, biological process: regulation of Notch signaling pathway; regulation of establishment or maintenance of cell polarity; regulation of protein secretion. Bases 828 to 3878 code for a protein of 1016 amino acids. Gene Ontology annotation, cellular component: cytoplasm; cortical actin cytoskeleton; plasma membrane. Gene Ontology annotation, molecular function: myosin II binding; GTPase activator activity.
CCAGUUAAGUUGCGCUCUGCGGGUCAGGGGCAUCAUCAGGAAACAACGAGUCUGCUUUGACGGGACAAACGAAGGAAAAGUGGAAUAGCUACCAAACGAACACAGGGUCUGCAUUAACAUAUUUCAAGACAAGCAGACGACGUGCUUUGGAUUCUGAUUCGAUUUUAUAUUGGUUUGGGAAUUUGAGACGUGGCAAAACUGGACGCCGACCAAGCGUUGUGAAUUAGCGGGUGAAAGCAGAGUGGACACGUUCGGAGUAAGGAAGGAGGGAUUGAGCGGCGCUGACUGACAUCCUGCCGACCACACCCAGACCCUGACAAGAUCUUGUUUCUGUCCUUAGACUGACACAGUGAGAAGAACAACCUCUCCGCCUCUUACUGCUGUGGUACAGAGCCCCAAUGAAUGUGUUCUUCCUUUAUCCAAUUAUCCUUGAAAUGAAGGUUCUCAUCCCCUUGUUGGUUUCACCUAUUCAACCUGGUCAGAUCAGUGAUGAGGCCUAGGCCACCUCAAGGAAGGCUAUAUGUUUUCUACAGUAUUGGAACAGGAAGGCCACAUCAGUUGAUGCCGACUGUGAAGCCAAAGGUUAAGAGUCUAUUUGCAAAUUCACCAAGAAGCGUGACUGCAUUUUAUACGGGUCAGUGAAACUCAAAAAGCCCCCCGUCUUCCGUAGAGAGAGGGAGCAGGAGAGGAUAACUGACACCGAGGGAGAGCACCUCCCUUUAUGCUGUGAGCGAGGGAAGGGAUUGGGAGCAGGACGGGAGAGGUGUAGUCUCACCAACACAGAGGUGUAGUGGUUGGGCCUGUCUGCUCUUCAGACUCCAGUGAGGAUGAAGAGGUUUAGGAGACAUGGCCAGGAGUCCCACAGAGAUCGGAUCAAACAGGAGCUCUAUGGGUUCAACAAGACGGUGGAGCAUGGUUUUCCCCACCAGCCCAGUGCGCUGGUCUUCAGCCCCAGUCUACAGCUCCUGGCCAUCGGCACACGCUCCGGAGCCAUCAAACUUUAUGGGGCUCCAGGUGUAGAGUUUAUGGGUCUACAUGAUGAGAAUGCUGCCGUCACACAGGUCCACUUCUUACCACAGCAGGUUGAGUUGGUGACUCUGUUGGAUGACAACAGUCUCCACAUGUGGACCCUCAGAGCUCACCAAGGAGUCUCUGAGCUGCUGGAGAUAGGACGCUUCACACUCACUGGACCACCGGGUGCUCCCCCCAGUGUAACUCGGGUGACGGCAGUGCUAGCCCACUCCUCUGGGAAGCUGCUGUUUCUGGGAACAGAGGGAGGCCACGUGUUCGUAGUGGAGGUACCGGGCUUCAGAGAACUAGAGGAGAAGAACAUCAGCCUGGAGAACGUCACCAACAGUGUACCAGAGGAGUAUGGAGGUCGUAGGAGCCUGGAGCAUGUCGAGUCCUUACAGGAGAAUCCCGUCAACCCACGCCAGGUUCUGAUUGGCUACGGGCGAGGCAUCAUGGUCAUCUGGGACAUGGAGCACCAAUCAGCAGUCAAACACAUCCCCGCUACACAGCAACUGGAGAGCGUGUGGUGGACGGAGGACGGUGACCAUGUUCUCAGUUCCCAUAGCGACGGCAGCUACUGCCGCUGGACAGUGGCCGGGGAGGGGACACAGAGCGAACAGGAGAAGUCCGAAGUACCGUACGGCCACUUCCCCUGUAAGGCCAUCUCUAAAAUCAUCCAGCUCCCUACAAAACAAGGGCCUCCCUUCCUGUUGUUCAGUGGCGGCAUGCCCAGGGCCAGCUACGGAGACAGACACUGUAUCAGUGUGAUCCACAGUAAAACACACGUGGCUCUGGACUUCACCUCCAGAAUCAUCGACUUCUUCGUCAUCAGAGACGGACCAGAUCACACAGGCGACCCCAGUGCGCUGGUCGUGCUAGUGGAAGAGGAGCUGGUAGUGAUCGAUCUCCAGACUGAAGGAUGGCCAGUCAUCCAGACGCCGUACCUGGUGCCUCUCCACUGCUCUGCCAUCACCUGCUCCCAUCAUGUCUCUGCUAUACCCCUGAAGCUGUGGGAGAAGGUCCUGUCUGCAGGGGCACUGCAGAACACACACUACUCUAAGAAGCCGUGGCCUAUAACAGGAGGACAGAACCUGUCUCCAGACGCUCCUCAGAGAGACCUACUUCUCACAGGGCAUGAGGACGGUACGGUGCGUUUCUGGGAUGCGUCGGGGGUCUGUCUGUACCCCAUGUAUAAGCUGAGCACGGCAGGGGUGUUCCACACUGAUGCAGACCCCAAUGACAACAUGAACCAGGGCGCAGAGGGAGAGUGGCCACCUUUCAGAAAGGUGGGAUGUUUUGACCCGUACAGUGAUGACCCUCGUCUGGGCGUUCAGAAGAUCCACCUGUGUAAAUACAGCGGCUACCUGACGGUAGCUGGCACUGCUGGACAGAUCCUGGUGUUGGAGCUGAAUGACGAGGCAGCAGAACAGACGGUGGAAGCCUCGGUAGCCGACCUUUUACAGGGCCAGGAGGGCUUCCGCUGGAAGGGCCACACGCGUCUGGUGGUGAAGGAGGAUCCGGUGACGUUCCCCCCAGGUUUCCAGCCCUUUGCCCUGAUCCAGUGUCAGCCUCCGGCCGUGGUCACUGCCCUCACCCUGCACUCUGAGUGGAAACUAGUGACCUUCGGCACCAGCCACGGCUUCGGACUCUACGACUACCAGCAGAAAAACAACGUCCUCGUCAGGUGUACCCUGAACCCCAGUGACCAGCUGGCUAUGGAAGGUCCUCUAUCCAGAGUAAAGAGCAUUAAGAAGUCUCUCCGCCAGUCCUUCAGAAGGAUCAGACGCAGCCGAGUGUCUUUACGCAAACACCACGUCAACAGUGCAGCUAAGGUGCAGGAGGCCAAUGCUCGUCUGGAGGCCGAGCUAGCAGAAAUGGAGUUAGCUCCUGUUCAGAGAAAGAUCGAGCCUCGAUCCCCAGACGACUCCUUCACCGGCCUCGUACGCACGCUCUACUUCGCUGACACUUUCCUCUCAGACAGCUCCCACAACACGCCCUCUCUGUGGGCAGGGACCAAUGGGGGCUCAGUAUUCGCCUACCAGCUCCGCCUACCGCCUGCGGAACGCAGAGCAGAGGACCCCGUCACCGCCCACCCUGCUAAGGAGAUCCAGUUGAUGCACCGCGCUCCAGUAGUGGGCAUCGUGGUGUUGGACGGCCACGGUUCCCCUCUGCCUGAGCCCCUGGAGGUGGCACACGACCUGGCCCGCUCAGCUGACAUGCAGGGUUCACACCAGCUACUGGUGAUAUCAGAGGAACAGUUUAAGGUGUUCACCCUGCCGAAGGUGAGCGCUAAGAUGAAGUUGAAGCUCACCGCCAUCGACGGCUCUCGCGUGCGCCGGGUGGGCGUGGCCUGGUUCGGCAGCAGCCGCUCGGAGGACUACGGUGAGAGCGGCCUCACCGUCCUGACCAAUCAGGGAGACCUCCACGUGGUGUCGUUGCCUGGGGUGAAAUUGCAGGUCCAGUACCCAUGUAUCCGCAGAGAGGACGUGAGCGGCAUCGCAUCCUGUGUCUUCACCAAGCACGGACAGGGUUUCUACCUGAUCUCUCCGUCUGAGUUUGAGCGUUUCUCUCUGUCCGCUCGCUGUGUGGUGGAGCCCCGCUCUCUUGUGGAGGUGCCCUCCCAGACACCCUGCUCCACCCUGCCUCGGGCACAGCCUGACGGGGCCUCUGUGGAGCACAGAAAUUCUACGAGGGACACCGACGACGUGGAGCGCUCUGCUAGACGUGUGAUGGAGCAUGCUUUGCUGAAUGACGAGACUGUGCUUCAGGAGAUCCAGAAAUCUCUAGAAGGACACCAGCCGGCAUUCCUGGAGAACAACGUGAAGAGUGCUCUCGCUGGAGGCAAGGUGCUGUCCAAUGGAGACUGAGCCAGCCUCUCCUGGGCAUGAUCGUGGAGUCUGCCUAGCGACUCCUGCCUAGCAAACUACGCCAACACUACUACUGCCACUACUGACCCCUGAACCAUGACCCCUAGCCCCCAGAGACUCACCCCUGACCCCUAGCCUGAGAGGCUGAACCCCAAAUGGCACUGUAUUCCCCAAGUAGUGCACUGCUUUUGAGCAAAGCCCAUAUAGGGUGAGUGGUGUAGUGUAUGAGGACUAGGGUGUGAUCUGAGACUAGCCCAUAUAGAGAGGAGAGAUAUGGAGAGGGGGACCACCGGCUGUGCCUAAAGACCAACCACUUUACUGUGAUACCCUCCUACACUCAGGACCUCUACACCUGCCACACAGUGGUAAUGAUAAUAUGGUCAUUCCGCUGACGCGCUUCUCCAAAGCCACUUAGUUAACACACAAGCCAUAAUUGCAUUUAAAACACCCUACUCACUCACCCACCCACUCUCUCCUCACCCCGACCCCAGUCACGGCCUUCCGACCUUCAGCCUUUCGCCAUUGAACCCAAGCGGACCUGUGGAACUCUGGUUCGUCCAAUCCCAACCUUGCCUCAGCACAUCCUCGCUUGCCUUCGUCUCUUAGAGAGAGACACGGGGGAGAGGGGGAGGAGGGACGGACGGACGGACAUGUUUUUAUUCCUGUUUUAUUAGUAAUUUAAUUUUAAUGUGAUUUUGUAUUGUUUUGAUUUGAUCUACAAUCUAGAUGGAUGGAUGGGGGGGGGGGGAAACUGUACAAGGAAAACAAGAAUGUUUAAAAAAGUGACCUGUUUUGACGUAGUAGUUUGUUUGCUGAUGCUGACAAGACAUUGUUUGGUGUGAGAGAGCGAGAGCAACACAUGAGUAUCUGUGGAAUCACAACAGUUCAUUUUAAACCACACCUGAUACUAGAACAACAGUCUGGUAGCUAGAGCAGAAACCAUAUCCACACCUGAUACUAGAACAACAGUCUGGUAGCUAGAGCAGAAACCAUAUCCACACCUGAUACUAGAACAACAGUCUGGUAGCUAGAGCAGAAACCAUAUCCACACCUGAUACUAGAACAACAGUCUGGUAGCUAGAGCAGAAACCAUAUCCACACCUGAUACUAGAACAACAGUCUGGUAGCUAGAGCAGAAACCAUAUCCACACCUGAUACUAGAACAACAGUCUGGUAGCUAGAGCAGAAACCAUAUCCACACCUGAUACUAGAACAACAGUCUGGUAGCUAGAGCAGAAACCAUAUCCACACCUGAUACUAGAACAACAGUCUGGUAGCUAGAGCAGAAACCAUAUCCACACCUGAUACUAGAACAACAGUCUGGUAGCUAGAGCAGAAACCAUAUCCACACCUGAUACUAGAACAACAGUCUGGUAGCUAGAGCAGAAACCAUAUCCACACCUGAUACUAGAACAACAGUCUGGUAGCUAGAGCAGAAACCAUAUCCACAAAGCCUCUGAGGAAGAGCGCUGUUCUAGGAUCAAUUUAGCCUUUUUAUGUCUGGAAGAUUAUAUGGACAGGUCCUGGAUCAGCGCUCCUUGUGUAAUAUGGACAGGUCCUGGAUCAGCGCUCCUUGUGUAAUAUGGACAGGUCCUGGAUCAGCGCUCCUUGUGUAAUAUGGACAGGUCCUGGAUCAGCGCUCCUUGUGUAAUAUGGACAGGUCCUGGAUCAGCGCUCCUUGUGUAAUAUGGACAGGUCCUGGAUCAGCGCUCCUUGUGUAAUAUGGACAGGUCCUGGAUCAGCGCUCCUUGUGUAAUAUGGACAGGUCCUGGAUCAGCGCUCCUUGUGUAAUAUGGACAGGUCCUGGAUCAGCGCUCCUUGUGUAAUAUGGACAGGUCCUGGAUCAGCGCUCCUUGUGUAUACAGGCUCCGUUCUUGCUUUUGCCAACUCAGAAACAGAUCUGCCUACCAGACUAGUCAUAUAAGACCACUGUGCCGUAAAUGUCUCCCCAAGCGCUUUUUUGGCCAACUGACCUGCCCCUACCGUCCGCUCGUUAACGUGUAAUAACCAGUUAUAAGUUAUAACCUGUCGUAGGUACUUGUCCACUACUGUGUAGCAUACCAUGUUGUACUUUCUAGGGGAACAACUUUCUAUGGGGGUUUUAAAUUUUUAUCAUGUAAACGUCCUUUUUUUUCAACACCGCAAUGAAUAAUGUAAUUUAGGAAUGUAAUAUUAAGAUAUUGUAGUCAAAUGUUUAAUAUAUAUGUGCUAUAUGAUGAUUCUAGGCCUGUUAACGGUUGGGUCUGUUUUAUUAAUGGGGGUUGUCUGCAAUAGUCAGAUCUUACAAGGAAAUAUUUUGGUACUGUUUCUCGAAAUGCUGGGUAUUUUAGCAUUUUAGUGGUCUGCUCUAGAAUAUAUUUUUGUAGUGAAUGGUUGAGUAUGAGAACCCUAAUUUUUGAAUCUAACUUUCACACUACAAUGUCCUGCUGGAAAAUGAAUACAUGUUUGUUUUUUCACGA